Bombina bombina (fire-bellied toad) is the source of this 502-nucleotide messenger RNA. It is a transcript of the gene MRPL53, whose product is annotated as mitochondrial ribosomal protein L53. Bases 29 to 355 code for a protein of 108 amino acids. Gene Ontology annotation, cellular component: mitochondrial large ribosomal subunit. The transcript is spliced from 3 exons. The record is from RefSeq and is a predicted model, not a curated record. Lineage: Eukaryota; Metazoa; Chordata; Amphibia; Anura; Bombinatoridae.
UCUGAUUGGCGGUUCACUAAGCCCGAUCAUGGCUGCCUCCAGUAGUACAGGUCUGGUUCUGAAGUCAGUGAAGAAGGUUGUAGUUCGGUUUUGCCCUUUCGAGGUUAAUGUCCGUUCUGCAAGAGAAUUUUUGGAAAGUAUUAACGCAAAAAAAGUACGUUCUACCAAUAUUAACUGUGAGAUAACCGCAGACGUGAGGCAUGAUAAAUCUGAGCCAGCUGUAGAUAUUCUGUUUGCUGAUGGAGAAAGAAUGGUCAUGAAAACUGCAAAUCUGACUACCAAGGAAAUGUUGACGGCUUUGAAGUCUAAAUGUGUUUCUAAAGACCUUCAAGCUAAAGAGAACAUAAAGAAGUAGACCCUAUGGAUUCCUUUAUCCUCUAUCAUUAGAGUACAGUGUUAGCAGGCUAAUGCUUACUUGUUUAAAGUAUUUCUUUUCCUGAUAUGUUCAAAUUACAAAUGAUCUUUCAGAUGCAAAUAAAAAAAGUUCAUGUUUUUUCUAUUA